AUGGGAUGUGAAGAAAAUGAUGUGCUCGGCAAAAAUCGUGAAAAAGAGGAGUGUUCUGCUGACACAGGAAAUGGUGAAGAACAUGACAGUAGGAGGAAACAAACGAGUGAAAUGAAGCAGACGAGUGAAAUAGACCAAGCAAACCGUGGAGGAGUGAUGAGCAAGGGAGAUAAUGCAUCGUUCAACAUAUUUUCAUACCUAAACAUGGUAUAUGCAAAACAUGGGUUGUAUGAUGAAGACAUUGCAAGGUUUUUGUUAUAUGUAAAAAGAAGGAGAGAGAAAUUAAAAAGUAAAGUUUUAUUUAAAAUAAAAAAAGUGGGAAACAAAUACGUAACAAAAAUUUACGAACCAGAUAUAGUGGAUGAGAAAUAUAUAGAAUUGUUACUUCUUGAUGUGGAAAUGUGUCGAUGCAGAUAUGUAAAAAUAAAAACCGAUGUAAACAAUUUGAAGAGUCCAUACAGAUCAACCUAUUGUUAUAUGCGAAGAAUAAAAAGAGCUCUAGAUAAAGUGAAAUUUAUGAAUCAAUCAGUUCACAAUGUAGUUAAUAAGAACACAGAUUUGCAAAUAAAAUGUUACACAACGUAUAUACAAAUAUCAUAUCUUUUGGAAAAAAAGAAAUAUGAUGAGUGCAUAUCAAAAGUGGCAGAAUUUUCGAAGCUUGUAAAACUGGUGAAGAGAGUUAUGAUGAAAACAUUUAUCGAUGCUAUGGAACUAGGACGGUUGAAUAACCAAGGGGUCAACCACAAGGAGGAGAACCCGAUCGAAGUAGACCAUGAUACUGAUGAAGUGGGAGGAGAUAGGGAAGAAAAGGAAGAAAAAAAAACACAGACCAGUAACGAAAGCAACAAUCAGAGGAAGAAAAUGAAAAAAGGAAAAGGACGUGCCAUAAAUGAAUUGACUCAAACGAAUGGAUCUAAUCAACAUAAUGAUGUCAGAAGUAGCCCUAUGGGUUAUGAUGACAUAACAAAUGUAGACAACGUGAAAUCAUCUUUAAAGAAAGAAAAGCAUUUUGGCCAUGCAGAGAAUACACUGAUAAACAGUAAAGGGAAUUUACUCGUAGAAGAAGAAAAACGAAUAGAUGAUAUUUUUGAUUAUUUUUUGUCUAUCACUCACUCAAUUGAACGAAUUUGUAUAUACAACGCAAAAAAAAAUAAACUAAGCAGAUUUGAUGAAAAAUUACAGGACGAUGAACUACAAUUAGAAAAUGGAAUUAAAAAGUCUUCCAUAAGGGAAUUUACAGACAGCGUUAAAAACAUGUCUUCCUAUAGGAAGCUAGAAAUUCAUACGACAGAAAACACAACAUUGAUAAAAGUUGAGCAUAGUACAUACGAAUUGAAAGGAAAUAAUAAUGGAUCAUCAAACUAUUAUUAUGACAUGUCGAGUUUAGUAAAAAUAAGAAAUAUAUUGAGAGAUGUUAAAAGUGUAAUUCCUAUGGAAGAGAUAGAAAAAUUAAAUGAGAACAUAAAUUUAAAAGAUGUAAUGACAUCAUGUGUUGGUGAAGAAGAACAUUUUCCACUUUUUAAAUUUCUGAAUUCAUUUGAAACUAAUUCUAUGAUACAGAAUUAUGGACAAAUAUUAGCAAAAUAUUAUGAAUGUUUAACAACAAUUCAUGAAGAAUUAAUUAAAUCAACAAAAGGAAAUAAAAAAGAGCCUCAUAAUGAUGGAGAAGGAAUUCCUGAUGAGGAUCACAAAAUAAUGGAAAAAAUUUGGAAUCACAUUGAAAAUUAUUUAUCGAUUGAAAAGUUAUAUGUAGAUACAGAACGGACGUUACUAGUAUUGAUGAAAUUUCUAUUUUCUUUAUAUACAACUAGGAAUUCGAAAAAUUUUCCAUUCCGAAAUGUAAAAUUUUUGGGGGAAAUUAUUGAAGAAAUGCCAUUACUGCACAUAGGAAUUAGAUAUGCUGAUAUAUUAAAACAAAAUAUUGACGAAUUAAACAAAUUGAAAAAUAAUGAUGAAAUUUUUAUUAACAUAUUGCAAAUAACAAAAAAUGUAAAAUCCUUUUGUUUAGCAUGUCAUUAUGCAAGGGCUGGAAAAAAUGCAGAAGCACAUGUUCUAUUCGAUUUAGUUAAAACUAGAAAUUAUGUAUAUAUCAAAUUGAACAGCAUUCAAACGAUACAUAAUGAAGAUUUAUUACGAGUUGCAAUAUUAUCCAACAAACUUCAGGAUCUUAUUUCUAUGGUUAAUGGAAUAUACUACUUUCGACAUUUGUCCAUAUAUGCACUGCAGGUAAAGACCAAAUGUAUACCUACCAAUCAGAAUUUAUUUGCCGUUGAUAAUUCUUUUUUUCAACAUAAAAUGAGUCAAAUGUGUAUGAACCCAUUGCGUAUCGACAUGAUGCAAUUGUGUAGAGAUUCCAUUUUACUCAAUCCGGAGGAUACACGCAAAGAGGAGGAAAAGUCAUCUGGAAUACGAGGCCUUCUUCGAUCAUUCUGGAAGUAG
This is a messenger RNA of Plasmodium gonderi, 2439 nucleotides long. Its product is annotated as signal recognition particle subunit SRP68. Gene Ontology annotation, biological process: SRP-dependent cotranslational protein targeting to membrane. The record is from RefSeq and is a predicted model, not a curated record. Lineage: Eukaryota; Apicomplexa; Aconoidasida; Haemosporida; Plasmodiidae. Gene Ontology annotation, molecular function: endoplasmic reticulum signal sequence receptor activity; 7S RNA binding; signal recognition particle binding. Gene Ontology annotation, cellular component: signal recognition particle, endoplasmic reticulum targeting. Bases 1 to 2439 code for a protein of 812 amino acids. The transcript has a single exon.